Molecule: messenger RNA, 2784 nt
Organism: Callorhinus ursinus (northern fur seal)
Lineage: Eukaryota; Metazoa; Chordata; Mammalia; Carnivora; Otariidae
Product: guanylate cyclase 2G-like
Biological process (GO): receptor guanylyl cyclase signaling pathway; protein phosphorylation; intracellular signal transduction
Cellular component (GO): plasma membrane
Molecular function (GO): adenylate cyclase activity; ATP binding; protein kinase activity
Source: RefSeq, a predicted model, not a curated record
AUGGCUUUCCAAGGGGCCUGCCAUCCCUGUAAUACUUCAGAAAGUCAUGCUGCCCAGCCAACAUUAAUUCUGACACUCUUUACUAGUAUGCUGGUGACUUGGCUUGAGGCUGCUAACCUCGCUGUGGGCUUCCAGGUUCCCUGGAACAUCUCCCAUCCAUUCAGUAUGCAAAGGCUGGGUGCAGGCCUCCAGAUUGCCAUGGACAAGAUCAACUCAGAGACAGUGGACCUCGGAAGCUUCAGCUGGGAAUUCACUUAUACCAACUCAACUUGCAGCAUCAAGGAGUCUCUUGCUAUUCUCACCAAUCAGGUCCAGAGACAACAGAUUUCUGCCCUGUUUGGACCAGCAUGUCCAGAAGCAGCAGAGAUUAUUGGCUUGCUGGCCUCAGAGUGGAAUAUCCCUGUGUUUGACUUCACUGGACAAAUGGCAAAACUGGAGGACAACUUCUUAUAUGACACCCAUGUGACCCUUGUGCCACCCAGGCUCAAAAUUGGUGAUGUGCUCCAGAGAAGUCUCCAGUGCCUGGGCUGGAAACACAUUGGGGUGUUUGGAGGUCACUCUGGGCCUUCCUCCUGGGAUGGAGUGGAUGAAUUGUGGAAGGUUGUAGAGAAUGGACUCAAAACCCAUUUCACUAUCACUGCCAGUGUGAAAUACACCAACAAUGACCCAGCGUUCCUUCAAGAGAAUCUUAGAAGCAUGUCAUUGGCUGCCAGAAUUAUCAUCCUAAUCUGCAGCUCAGAGGAUGCAAAAAUUAUUCUGCUGGCUGCAGAGAACCUGGGACGCAGCACAGGAGAAUUUGUCUUCAUUAUUGUGCUGUGGUUGGAGGACAGCUUUUGGAAGGAGGUAUUGACAAAUCAGAAGGUGACACACUUCCCCACGGUCUACGAGUCAGUGUUUCUCAUAGCCCUGGACUCCUAUGGAGAAGGCCCCGGACAUGCAGGCUUCUGGAAGCAAGUCUACCAAAGGCUGAGGGGGCCGCCCUUCUCCAGCACCAUCUCCACAGAGGAGCAGGUCUGGUUCCCUGAAAUGGCAAAACCCUCACGGCUGGCUCCUGGUGGCUGCGAGGAGGAGGUUCUGCUGCUGGGAGCUGGUGUGACUGCUGUGAUCCUCACAAUGACCCUCCUGAUUACUGUCCUGGGAGCUGUGAUCAUAGGUCUGAUUUUAAGGAUGCAGAGUGGAAAAUUGCAAAAGCAAAAUAAAGACAUUUGGUGGCAAAUCAAUUAUGAUGACAUCACCGUUCUGCCCCAGAACAAGCCAUCUCAGAGAGGCACACCUGUGUCGAGAGGGGACAAGAGUCAUUCUUCUGGUAUGAUGGUUUCUGGGGACGCCAGUUCCUUUGUCAAGAGCCAGCAGAGGGAAGAGCUCUUUUAUGCCCCAGUAGGGCUUUACCAGGGAAACCAUGUGGCCAUCUGCUAUGUUGGUGACCAAGCUAAAGCCUGGGUCAGGAAACCAUCUGUGCUGCAGGAAAUCCGGCUGGUAAGGCGCCUGCCCUUGGAAGAGAGAAAGCAUGAAAACAUUGUCCCUUUCUUUGGUAUUUGCACAGAACCACCCAACAUCUGCAUUGUCACCCAGUAUUGCAAGAAAGGGAGUCUUAAGAAUGUUUCGAGAAACUCAGAUAAGGAGAUGGAUUGGAUGUUCAAACUCUCCUUUGCUUAUGACAUACUCCAUGGCAUGCUGUUCCUCCGCCGGAGCCCCCUGGGGUCCCAUGGCAACCUGAAGCCUUCCAACUGCUCGGUGGACAGCCGGGUGCAGGUGAAGCUGACGGGCUUUGGGCUGUGGGAGCUCAAGUAUGGCCGGACCUACAGAACGUACAGCGGGGGACCGACAGACCACUCGGAGUUCUACUGGACAGCCCCUGAGCUGUUGCGGCCAGAGGCGCCCUAGUCGGGCACCCCAAAGGGAGAUGUUUACAGCUUUGCCAUCCUGAUGACGGAGCUGAUCCACAACCAGGACCACAGGCCUUUUGAGGACCUCCACGAGGCGCCAGAUGAAAUCAUCAGCCGAAUCAAAGACCCCAUGGCAUCAGUUCCAUUUCAAUCUUCCCUGUCAGAGGAGAAGGGCAAUGAGGAGAAGGCCUGUUGGGAUGAAUCUCCAGAGAAAAGGCCCACUUUCUCGUCCAUCAAAAAAAUUUUAUGAGAAGCCAGUUCCAAAGGCCACAUGAACAUCUUAGACAGUAUGGUGAGCAAGCUGGAGGUGUAUGCCAAUCACCUGGAGGACGUGGUGGAAGAGAGGACCAACCAGCUGAUGGCAGAGAAGAGGAAGGUGGAUAGGCUUCUGUCCACAAUGCUGCCAAGCUUCAUUGGAGAACAGCUCAUAGCUGGAAGGUCCGUGGAACCGGAACAUUUUGAGUCCGUGACAAUCUUUUUCUCUGACAUUGUUGGAUUCACAAAACUGUGUUCUCUCAGCUCCGCCUUACAAGUUGUGAAGCUCCUUAAUGACCUGUACAGUUUAUUUGAUCACAUCAUUAAGACAUAUGAUGUGUCUAAGGUGGAAGCCACUGGAGAUGCAUACAUGGUGGCUAGCGGACUUCCCAUCCGCAAUGGAAUCCAGCGCGUGGACGAGAUUGCCCCAAUGUCCUUGUACGUCCUCAGUGCCACUGUCUACUUCCAGAAGGGGCACAUGCCUGAGGAGAAGCUCAGGCUCAGGAUUGGCAUCCACACAGGUCCUGUGGUGGCUGGUGUGGUUGGAAUCACCAUGCCCAGGUACUGUCUGCUGGGAGACACUGAACAUACUGUGUUUCAUCCACAGCCUUCAGAGAAGUUAGAAGACAUGAAGGGGCUUUAG